UACUAGUUUUAAUCACUGGUUGAACUUUUAUGAUUUAUCGUCAUCUCUAGUUUUCUCUCAAAUGCCAGGAACCAUCCAAGUUUCAGUUCUGGAUUUCGAGGGUCUCAAUUCAUCGUCUUCUUCAAGAGUAUCAAUAAAAGUUUCCAAGGGAAAAAUAGAGUACCGGACUUGGCACAAAGGGGAAUUCUCAUUUCCGUUGACAACCCUUCGUGACAAUUUUAUUAUAACAAUUCAAGAUGCAGAGGGAAAGGAGAUUUCUCAUACAGGAGUUGAAACCAGAUUGGUGGUUGAGAAAGGUGUUUGGGAUGACAUAUUUUCCUUUGAAGGAGGAGGGCAUGUUCAUAUGAGGUUGCAGUUUGUCCUCAGUGAAGAAGAGCGCCAGAGAAUUCGGAUAAUGAGAGAAUCUGCACUAAAGAAGAAACAUGAAGAGCUUCGCAAUAGUGGUCAUGGAAGUCCCAAUAGUGCUUCUGUUAGUUAUAGUAAAGUUUCAGGUUCACAAGAAAGUUUACUCCGAAGUGAAUUGCUAACCAAUGAAGCCAGUCAAGUGUCUGUUCCCUUAAAUAGCCCAAAGGAUGCUAAAUUUGAUAUCGGUAACAGAAACAGUUCAGUUCUGAAGCAAAAUAGCACAGAUUCAGUUCCACCAAAACUAGAGAAACGUAACAAGGACUCCAUUCCAUCAGAUGCAGAGAAGCCUAAUAAUUCGAAGAAGCCGGGACCAGCAGGGAAAGCGCUUAGCAAUGUAAAGAACAUGAUAAGUGCAUUUGAGGGUAGUCUAAAUCAGGAUGCCAGACCUUCUAUUAAACCACCGCCGAAACUAUAUCCGAAUAGAAAGAUGGGAGCCGAUUCUUUUCUAGAAAAUUCAGAUCUGAAGGGUAGAUUUAAAGUUAAAGAAAGUGAAAGUGUGGUGAAGGAAGACAAGAAACAUUCCAAAGAUUUCAAGAGAGCAUCAACGAUAGAAAAAGCUUCAUUUUCUCAAAGAAUGCUUGACAAGUAUUCAAAAAGUAACCAAUUAUGGAACCUUUCUACUGCAAGGCAGCGUUCUAGCAGAAAAUCAAUAACAAAGGAGGGUGGAGAAGAAAUUUUGCAAAAGGAUCCACAAGUAGCUGAAGGAAAUUCAAAUGGAAAACUAAAUUCAGUGGCUAUUCAGAGUGACGACCAUUGUUCUAUUGGUAGCUCUGGUCUCUGGAUAUUUCCAGGUGAAGCUAAAUGCUCAUGCAUAACAACCGGGAGCAAACAAAUAAUGGAUCUAAUGGGAGGUUUCUGGGAUGAAGCCAAUAACCAUCAAAUAAAGUUUAGUGCUUGUGAUCCAAAAAACAUAGGAGAGGUUAACAAUGUUGAUGUCGGCACUUCUGUCGUGGCAAAUGAAGAUGGGAAGACUUCUUCAGAAAAGAUAAGACCAAGGGUUGAGAUUUCCACGGAACCUAAAGAAUCCAUUGGACCUUUUGGACAGGUGGUUAAAGUUGUAAUCAUGGCCGGCUUUGCAACGUUGGUUUUCCUAACAGGAAAAAGGACAUACAGAUAAAGUCAGCUGCUGAGAAAUCUAUAUCAUUACCCACAGCUGAAUCAUUUGAUGUUCUAGUCACUGAUGUAAUUGUAAUAUUUUUUACACCGUGGACCCAG
Messenger RNA from Hibiscus syriacus, 1620 nucleotides. RefSeq lists its product as uncharacterized. The record is from RefSeq and is a predicted model, not a curated record. The coding region runs from base 62 to 1522 and encodes 486 amino acids. NCBI's taxonomy places the organism in Eukaryota, Viridiplantae, Streptophyta, Magnoliopsida, Malvales, Malvaceae. The transcript has 14 exons.